This is a messenger RNA of Onthophagus taurus, 1457 nucleotides long. RefSeq names its product membrane-associated protein Hem-like. Lineage: Eukaryota; Metazoa; Arthropoda; Insecta; Coleoptera; Scarabaeidae. Gene Ontology annotation, cellular component: SCAR complex. Gene Ontology annotation, biological process: cell projection assembly; cell migration; cortical actin cytoskeleton organization. The record is from RefSeq and is a predicted model, not a curated record.
CAAACGAAUAUAAUCGUAAUCUUAAACAUUAUCAGAAAUUUACUUUAGAUAACACCAAGUUAUUUUAAUCUCGUAUAUCUGGGUGGAGAAUUUAGUCACAAAAUGUCAACAAUCCAAAAGUGAGGUUAUAUAAACGUCAGUUGUAACUUUUUAAUCAAAAAUUUAUAAAAACAAGUACAAAAAGCGUUAGAAAAAUGUCGCGGCAAACGAAUACCGAACGAAAAAUGCCUGAAAAGCUGCUCAUCCUAAAUGAUCGAGGUGUCGGAAUGCUCACGCGGAUUUACAAUAUAAAAAAAGCGUGUGGUGAUGCAAAAUCAAAACCGGGAUUUUUAUCAGAUAAAAAUUUAGAGUCGUCUAUUAAACAUAUAGUUCGUAAGUUCCCGAAUAUCGAUGUAAAGUCACUUGGACCAUUGGGAAACAUUCGAAACGAUAUUAUCAAGUCUUUAUCUCUUUAUUAUUACACUUUUGUGGAUUUAUUAGAUUUUAGAGAUAGCGUAAGCGAGUUGUUAACCUCAAUGGAUGCUUGGGGUGUUAAUUUAGACAUUAAUUUAAAUUUUGAGUUAACAAAGAAUUAUUUAGAUUUAGUUGUAACAUUUGUAAGCUUAAUGAUUUUAUUAUCUAAAGUGGAAGAUCGCAAAGCGGUAUUAGGCUUAUUUAAUUCCGCCUAUGAGAUGAUACAUAAUCAAAUGGAUCAUAGUUUUCCAAGAUUAGGGAGUAUGAUCACUGAUUAUGAUGUUCCAUUAAAAAAAUUGUAUGAGGAGUUUGUUCCUCAUGGUAGGAUUUUAAUGGGGGCGCUAAAAUCGUUGGAGGGAAUUUAUUCGAGUAGGAACGUCCCCGCGGAUACUUGGAGGGUCGAUUUAAAAUUAAGUUUAGUUGGAAACCCCGCUUGCUUGGUUAAGCCUUUAAUGGGGGAAAAAACGAUGUCUUGCGAGUACCUCUCAAUGGACACCAUGGAUCGUUGGAUCAUUUUCGGGGCGGCUUUAAUCCCGCAAAUUAUCCAGGUCGAAGGCGGUUUCAAAAUUUGGGGGAAAGCCUUGGAGUCUUGUUGGGUUAUCCCGCUAUUUCGGGACGAAGUGAUUCACAUCCACCCCUAUAUCAUUUCUUAUUUCGACGCGCAAAAGGGUUAUGGGAAAAGAAUUUCGGAAGUUAAGGAGUGCCAAAGUCACGCGAUUCAAAAAGCGGGGUAUAAACAUAGAGAGAGGCGCAAAUUUUUGCGGACUGCUCUGAAAGAGUUGGGGUUAAUUUUAACUGAUCAACCUGGUUUGUUGGGGCCGAAAGCUUUGAUGGUGUUUAUGGGGUUGUGUUACGCUCGGGAUGAGGUGCUUUGGUUGUUGCGGCACAAUGAUAACCCGCCGUUGCAAAAAAAUAAGGGGAAAUCAACUGAGGAUUUGGUCGAUAGGCAAUUACCGGAGUUGUUGUUUCAUAUGGAGGAGUUNAUCAAAAUGAAUUUUAAAUAA